ACCGGAGGCUCGUCCCAGCGUAAGACCUGUAAACAAGUAUAUAAAUUAUCAUCAAGGCUGCCGAGUAAAUUCUCAACGGGCGGCAACUUCCCGACUGCGAUUAUAUAGCCUUUCUAAAGAAUCCUCGGUAAGCAGAAGUAUUUCGUUCUGCGAUCAGUACAGCUGACUUUCGUCGUCAUGAAGUCAUUUGUCGAGUAUGGACCUGAUUGCGAUUUUCCUAUUGAAAAUUUGCCCUAUGGCGUCUUUUCUACUAAUGAUAACCCUAAGAAACGAAUAGGAGUGGCCAUUGGAGACGAAAUUUUGGAUUUGAGCGCCAUUUCUCACCUGUUCAAUGGACCGCUUUUGGAAAAACAUCAAAAUGUCUUUCAACAAGACUGUCUGAAUGAUUUUAUGAGUUUGGGAAGACCGGCAUGGAUUGAAGCUAGACUCAUCCUUCAAAAUCUUUUAUCUGUUGACAAUUCUACCCUUCAACAUAACGAAAUACGAUCAAAGGCAUUUGUUUCGCAAAAAGCAGCUACUAUGCAUCUACCAGCUAAAAUAGGCGACUAUACUGAUUUUUAUUCAUCAAUUCAUCAUGCGAGAAAUGUUGGAAUUAUGUUCCGCAGCGAGGAAAAUGCAUUGAUGCCAAACUGGAAAUAUCUACCGGUGGGAUAUCACGGCCGUGCAAGUUCAGUCGUAGUUUCCGGUACGCCAAUUCGACGACCUUGGGGUCAAACACUUCCAGUUGAAGGAGCGGAACCAGCCUUUUGUCCAUCUAGACUAAUGGACUUUGAAUUAGAAGUGGCAAUCUUUGUUGGUGGACCACCGACUAACUUAGGCGAUACCAUCACUGCAAAGAAAGCUUAUGCUCAUAUUUUUGGAAUGGUCACCAUGAAUGAUUGGAGUGCAAGAGAUAUACAAAAAUGGGAAUAUGUUCCUUUGGGACCGUUUGGUUCUAAAAAUUUGGGAACCACCAUCUCACCAUGGAUUGUGACUAUGGAGGCUUUGGAACCUUUCAAAGUUCCUAAUUACCCCCAAGAUCCAAAACCAUUUUCUUAUCUUCAGCACGAAGAGCCUUGCAAUUUUGAUAUCCACCUAGAAGUCGACAUUAAGCCUCCCGGUGGUGUUGUAACAACAAUCACUCGCAGUAAUUACAAAUUUAUGUACUGGACUCCUCAACAACAGUUGGCCCAUCAUACCGUGACCGGAUGUAACAUUAACCCUGGCGAUCUAAUGGCUUCCGGUACAAUAAGUGGGGACACAGCUAACUCAUACGGAAGCAUGUUGGAAUUAUGUUGGAAAGGAACAAAAACCAUACCGAUGAAAGACGGUACAACAAGAAAAUUCCUUCAGGAUAACGACGAAGUUAUUAUCCGAGGUUACUGCUUAGGACAGGGAUAUAGGAUUGGUUUUGGUCCAUGUGCUGGAAAAUUAUUACCAGCUCAUCCAGCCUGAAGAUAAUGAUUAUCUCAAAAAACAAAUACAUAAAAAAUAAUCAAAUCAAGUUUGCUGAUAUAAAAAUAUUUUAUAUAUCCAUACUUUUGUUAUUUGAUCUACAUAGGCUUUUUACUUCUAUAAUAAAAAAAUAUCAAUACGA
Cephus cinctus (wheat stem sawfly) is the source of this 1576-nucleotide messenger RNA. It is a transcript of the gene Faa, whose product is annotated as fumarylacetoacetase. NCBI's taxonomy places the organism in Eukaryota, Metazoa, Arthropoda, Insecta, Hymenoptera, Cephidae. Gene Ontology annotation, biological process: homogentisate catabolic process; L-tyrosine catabolic process; L-phenylalanine catabolic process. Bases 178 to 1434 code for a protein of 418 amino acids. Gene Ontology annotation, molecular function: fumarylacetoacetase activity. The transcript is spliced from 8 exons. The record is from RefSeq and is a predicted model, not a curated record.